Messenger RNA from Nerophis ophidion (straightnose pipefish), 1529 nucleotides. RefSeq lists its product as uncharacterized. Gene Ontology annotation, molecular function: protein kinase activity; ATP binding. Bases 96 to 1529 code for a protein of 477 amino acids. The transcript is spliced from 5 exons. Lineage: Eukaryota; Metazoa; Chordata; Actinopteri; Syngnathiformes; Syngnathidae. Gene Ontology annotation, biological process: protein phosphorylation. The record is from RefSeq and is a predicted model, not a curated record.
CCUUGCUGUAGUCCAAGACCUCAGUCAGGCUGGGACAGGUCUGCCUGCUUUGCCGGGGAAAAAAAAAUAAAAUUGAAAACUUAAGUACGCGAGGCAUGAGCAACAUACGUCACAUCGUGUUCAGACCUCAAGCCGGCACAUCCUGCACGAUGGCCUUUUCCACUCAAACGGUGGCAGCAGGCUGCUUCGGGAAGGUGUACAAACAGAAGUACAACGACACCUGGGCGGCCAUCAAGAAGGUCCCGCAGCCUCUCAUCACCAAAAAGGACCUUGAAAGAGAGUACGAGGUGUACAAAAAAGCCAAUCAUCCAAACAUUGUACAGCUAAUGGGGAAGAUCAAGGCCAUAGAUGGAUUUUGGAUCAUUCCACUGGAGUUCAUCUUUGGAGAGGACCUGGAGACCACCAUCUUUAAGACAGCCAAAUCCAAAAUAAAGCUAACCCCUGCUACUAAAGGCAAAAUCAUUGUGGGCAUGUGUGAGGGACUACUGCACCUCCAUGCCCUAGACAUCGUCCAUCAAGACCUCAAGCCUGAUAACAUCAUGGUGGAACACGACACCCACCGGGCCGUCAUCAUCGACUUGGGCUUGGCCAAGUUCUUCCGCUGCGGCCUCAACUCGGCAAAGGACCGGGGCAACGAGGCGUACUCGGCGCCCGAGGUGCUGCAGGGGCGCGGCCAGCGGGACCAGCGCUCGGACGUGUGGGCCAUGGGGAAGAUCAUCGCCGAGCUGUGCGCCCGCAUCCGCCUCCACACCCCCUCCGUGGGCCCCGAAAAGAUCCGCGAGGUCAUUCCUGAGCAGCCCUACUGCCAGGCCGUGUGCCGCAUGGUGGAGACCAAUCCCGUGAAAAGGGCAUCCGUUGUGGGCGUCAUCACGGACAUAAGGGCGGCCGUGAGCGCGAACCGCCUCCGUCCGCCUUCGACGCACGUCCACCCGAGGGAUCGCUCUCCCUCGCCUCUGAACCGGGAGAGAGGAAGGUCCUCGUUCAACGAGCCACAAAACAGACCGCCGUCCCCUUUUCAGAGAAGCCCGUCCCCGGUCCACAUGGAUCUCCCCCAGCAGGGAUGGGAGCGCAGCCUCCGUCCGCCUUCGACGCACGUCCACCCGAGGGAUCGCUCUCCCUCGCCUCUGAACCGGGAGAGAGGAAGCUCCUCGUUCAACGAGCCACAAUACAGACCCCCGUCCCCUUUUCAGAGAAGCCCGUCUCCGGUCCACAUGGAUCUCCCCCGGCCGGGAUGGGAGCGCAGCUCGAGAUCGCAACUCAGAGUCGACUGCCCCCGGUCGGGAACGCCGUCGCCCAAAAAGCAGGAGAUCCGCGACAACGGCCGCCAGGAUCUGGUCUCCACGGCCGUUCAGGACCUGAACGAAGGCAUGCUGAAGAUGGCUUUGUACAAGGAGGCCUCCCGGGAUCUGUCCUACAAGCUGCCCCCCACCGGCCACGUGAUGGUGCGGCACUACGAGGAGAACGGCGGCGUGGUGACGCGCAACGGGAAGAUCAUUAAGUAUAACGACAUCACCUAUAAAAAUCAAUAA